AUGGCACCCAAAUCGAACAAGAAAGCUGUGGAGGAACGGGAGCCUACUCCUAUGAGCACAUCGUCUGCUGGCGAAUCUUCCAGCUCCGAGGUUGAGUCGACCCAGAGCGGAAGCGAUAGUGACAGCGAUUCCAGCACUUCUUCCAACGAGAAGACUUCUACCCAGAAGACCUCCCGUAAUGUAUCUCUAGCAGCACCCCAACCUUACAAAGCCCCCUCCGGAUUCAAGUCCUUGAAACAACAAGCACCACCGAAGUCCAGUGUCUCCUCUCUCCUGUCCGAUCUUCGCGGCAAGCAAGUCUACCACAUUACGGCGCCAGACUACCUUCCUCUCUCCAAGGUUGAGGAAGUCUCGUUGGCCAAGAUCAUGCAGGGCAAGCCGGUCCUGAAACACAAGGGUGUGCAAUACGGAAUUCCGGUGGAAAGCUUUGCGCAACCCGACCUGGGUGGAAAGACGCUCCACCUGUACGACUCGAAGACCAAGACCUACUACAGCACCGCCGCCAGCAAUAUCCCCAGCUACCAUAUCCAAGAGAUGCUCGAUAUUCCCGAGGUCAGCGAUGAGACCGUCGCGCAAGCUGUACAGGAGCAGAUCAAGCCCCCGAGGAAACACCCCAAACACUUGAAGAUGCGUUUUCACCCCGUAGGAAGUGGCGUGGAACCCCCUGAGACCCUGGGAUCCAGUUCGGAGGAGGAGUCGGAAGACGAGAAGCCUACAUUCAAGGUCCCCAAAUCGCUGGAGAAGGAGCGGGAUGAGAGAAAGCGCAAGAACCACCCUACUGAGGCGGAUGGCAGCCAGGCCGAGGCUGGUGAUGUGCCUCGUAAGAAGUCCAGAAAGUCCGCUCAGGAGGGAGGUGAAGGAGAGGACAAGAAGAAGAAGUCCAGCAAGAGCCGGGAGGAGAAGAAGCGCAAGAAGUCCGAGAAGUCUACCUGA
Aspergillus luchuensis is the source of this 933-nucleotide messenger RNA. RefSeq names its product DNA-directed RNA polymerase I subunit RPA34. The coding region runs from base 1 to 933 and encodes 310 amino acids. NCBI's taxonomy places the organism in Eukaryota, Fungi, Ascomycota, Eurotiomycetes, Eurotiales, Aspergillaceae. The record is from RefSeq and is a predicted model, not a curated record. Gene Ontology annotation, biological process: transcription by RNA polymerase I. The transcript has 2 exons.